AUGGUGGCGGACGGUCAGCCAGCUGGAGGCCGCUCUUGGGACAGCGUCGCAGCGGGCGGCAAGGUCAAGGGCAAUUGGAAGUACUGGGUCUGCUCCAGCGGCCAGUGCAGGGAGUGGAACUGGCGCACGCUCUGGAAGUGCCGCAGCUGCGGCCGAGUGGCCCCGCCUUGGGUCAAGGCAGCCCAGCCGCCCGCGGCAGGCGCAGGCCAAGCGCCGCCCGUCGCCGACGCCCAGGGCUUCGUCGUCCAGCCCCGUGGGAGGAAGGCGAGGCGCCAGGCCAAGCGCGCGGCUGCCCGCGCUGCCAGCGCUGGGGCCGCCAGCCAGGCAGGCGUCAGCGGGGCCGGCAGCGCGCAGCCGUCGGCCGUCGAGCGGCACCGCCAGGAGGUCAAGCGCAUCGAGGACUUCCUCGCGGCCCCUGGCGGGGCGAUCGACGAGGCGUGCCAGCAGUCGCUGCGCGCGGCCCUCGACCGCGAGCGUCGCAGGCCCUCGGCAGCCGAAGCGGCGCAGGCGGAGCGCAGGAAGGCCGACAUCCCCCUGCCCAAGGCGCUCCACGGCGCAGGCAACGCCCUGGGGAAGCUGGGCAGGCAGGGACGGGCCAAGGAGCAGGCGCUGCUCAAGGCCGAGGAGGCCCAUGCGGCGGCCAUCGGCGAGCGCGAGGCGGCCAUCGAGCGCGAGGCCGCAUGCGCCGAGGCAGUCGAGGAGUGCCGAGCUGCUCUCGAGGCUCACCGCGAGGAGCAGAAGGCCGCAGAGGCCAGGCAAGCCCAGGAGGUCGGCGCGGCCUUCGCUGGCACUGACUUGCUCGGGAUGGUCUUCGGCCUCAUCCAGCAGGUCGAGGCCUUGCCCCAAGGGUUCGCCGCGGGCAACGGGGAGGCCGCCUUCGCUGAGGUCGCCAAGCAGAUCGCAGCGGUCCGCAGGCAUGCACCCCCCGAGGCCAGGGGGCGCUCGUCCUGGGCCGACACCCCCUUCGACGUCUCCGACGAGGACCUCGACGGAGAUGAGGCCGCUGGCGAGCGGGCGGCCGAGACCCUCGACGGGCGUAGCGAAGCCGCGGUGCCAAGCGACCAGAGGAUGAGUCGGGCCCUCGAGGGCCUUGCCCCCCUGCGUGCUGGCCUGGAGGUCCUGGGCUGCAAUGGUAACGUCUGGAACAGGAGCGUCGAGGUCCUCGAGGCCUUCUUCCACCCCCACCAGUACUGGCCGCAGCUGGUCAUCCUGCAGGAGACGAGCUCCCUGCGGCCCUUCGCCACCGCCUCAUCGGCGUAUGAGGUGACGGCGCCGUCGGGCCUCCACUUGCUGGCCUUGGCAGGGUACUUCCAGCACUCUCUGGGCCCGCGGGGGAUCAACCUCGACCUGUUCUCAUCGGUCGCGGACCUGGUGGCAUUCUCGCUCGACUUGCCCUGGGUCCUCCAGAUCGGUUUCAACAUGGAGCCCGAGCCCCUGCAGGAGUUGGGCUGGCCUGCUGCGGUUCGCGGGCAGGUGCUCGGGCCCUCGGAGGCGACCUGCUGCGCCCAGGGCUUGGAGCACGUCUACGACUGGUUCGUCGCGUCGUCGGACCUGGCCACUUGCACGGCGUCCUGCACGACCACGCUCAGCGACGUCGGGCUGCACCCGCACUCUCCUGUGCUGCUGCGCCUCCAGGACGUCAGGUGCGAUGCCCUGGUCGAGGUGCCCUCCCGUCCUGCUCGUUUUACUGAUGUGGAGGUCAAAGGCCUGCGCUCCCGCGAGGACGCCAUGGUCCAGGCCUUCGCUGUCGGCAAGCGCGGGAAGGUGUCGCAGAAGGCUGUGUCUUGGUCAUGGGCUCAGGGUUCGCGCCCGACCUGUCUCUCCGAGGCCCUCAGCGAGUGGACCGAGGCGGCGGAGGGCACCCUCACGGGCAUCCACGGGAUCGCGCCAGGCGACCUGCCGCGCUACCUUGGGCGAGCGGCUGGGCCCAGGACCAGGCGCAUGCCCUUCAGCGCGCUGGUGCAGCGCGAGGCCAGGCUGAAGUACAGCAUGCUGACCCACCGCCUGAGGAGCUGUCUCUCGGUCGCCCUCCAGAGGCUUCGCGCUGAGCAGGCCAGCAGGUGGCACCCGAACCACACCUGGUGGUAUGAGCAGGAGGCUGCGGCGAGGGCGAAGCUCCUGGACGAGGCGGCCCAGGAAGUGGCUGGUCUUCAGGGCGUGGCCCUCCCUGGGGUCUCCGACGUGAAGUGGGUGACCUCGCCUACCACGCGGGGGCGCGAUGCCGCUGAAGGCGCUGCCGCUUGGCGCAGCUGGGCCCAGACGGCGGUGGAGAAAGGAGGCCGCCUGGCCCACCGCUUCUCCAAGGCGACUCCCACGCCUGUUGUCAGGGACGCCGACACUGGGAGGCCGCUCGUCGGCAUGGACGCCGUGGACCAGCUCACGCGCUCGUGGCAGCGGCUCUGGCUCCAGGAAGGCUUCUCCAGUGGAGUCGGAGCCCACCGCUGGGAUGUUGGCUCCUGGACGCUGCCGCCCAUCACCCUGGAUGCUUUCCAGCAGGCGUGCAAGCGCUUCGGCCCGUCGAUGGGGCUGGGCUGCGACAACUUGCACCCUCGCCAGCUCCUUCUGCUGCCAGUGGCGCUGCAGCUUCGCCGGAUUGAUAUCCUCACGGCGUUCGAGGACGAGCCUUCAUCGAUCGUGGGACAGGUGACGCUCAUGGUGUGUAUCCCUAAGGCAGACGGAGGGACGAGGCCCAUCGCGCUGCUCCCGUUGGCCUUGCGGCUUUGGUCUCGCCUGAGGCAGCCGUGCUGUGCCCGAUGGGAGUCAGACCACAACUUCCCCUUCGUUUGGGGUCGCGAUGGCCGUGAUUGUGAGCGAGCGGGUUGGAUCCACAACUGCUUCGCGGGCUUCGCGAUGGCCUCCCCGCAGUUCGAGGUGGCCAGCCUGUUCCUGGACAUCCGCAAGUUCUACGAACACGUUCGCCACGACGUCCCCUGGGCUUCGGCCCAACGCUUCGGCUUCAACCUGAAGCUGUUGCGCGGCCUCCUCGCCAUCUACCAGGCCCCGAGAAUCGUGCUGGCAGGUGGCAUGGCGUCGCCCCCCUUUGGGGCCAGUGGCACAGUGCUGGCUGGCUGCGCGUGCGCGACGGCUGCAGCUAAGCUUCCCCUACUUGGAGGUCUCCUCGCAGCAGGGGCUCAGCGGCCUCUAACCACCCUGCGGAACUUGGUGGGCGAUGUCUCGUUCCAAGUUGUCGGCUCGGCGAGGUUGGUUGUGGACCAGCUCGCGGGGGCUAGUGGCGAAGUGCUGCGACACCUGCGGGCCCACCACCUCCCGCUCAACGAGGGCAAGUCAGUGUUCCUGGCCUCGUCGGCGCAGGUGGCGGACGGCCUCGCUGCCAGCUGGGCCGCCCUCGGCUUCGAGGUCAAGCGCGGCCUCCAGGCCCGCAGCCUGGGCACCGACGCCAACGUGACCCGCAGAGGGGUCCACGAGGGAGCCGCCCGUGCGGUGGGGGGCCUCUCCCGUGCCAGGCGGCUGCGUACCCUGAGGUCGGCGGGGGCCGCGGUGGUGCACAUGCACAGCGCAGGCCCAAGCGCCGCCAUGCUGCGGGGCAGGACGGUCGCAGGGGUGCCCGACGGCGAGUUGCACUCCCGGCGCCUGGCGUCAGCGCGCUCGGCUGGGAAACUUCCCAAGGGCGCCUCCCUUGGGCUGAGGCUCAGGGCGAUCGAAGUGCAACGCUCCGCCGACCUGGACCCGAGCCCAGCCCUGGUGCGAGCCGCGGUGCAGAUGGCAGCCAGCCUCCUUCAGACGGGCGAGGUGCCCCUGAGGAUGUUCGCCACCUGCCUGGUGGAGGCCGAGCGCAGGCACGGCAGCGCCAGGGCGCCCUGGGUGCACUGCAGGAAUCCCGUCGACCCCCUCGCCCUCUCUCUGACGCGGGUUGGUUGGCGUCUCUCGGCUGGGCACAUCCUGCGCACCGACGACGGCCACACCUUGGACAUGCUGCUCAUGGGCCCCCGCGAGCUCGGGCUGCUGGCUGCCGCAGGUGCCCGCAGGGCCUCCGACAGGGCCGAGAUGACGCGGCUUGGGCACGGAGCCGCCCCCUCCAUGCCCUUGUUCUGGGACGCACUCGGGCAGGUCAUCGGCCCGCGCGGCAGGUUUAGCUGCAGGGAGAAGGCCGCAGUGGUGAGCUACCUGUCGAACGCCCACUGGCCGCAGACUCGCCUCUUUGCGUCUGGCGAGCGGGGCCACUCGCGCUGCUGCGCCUGCGGCGAGGCGCGUGGCAGCCUCUGGCACAGGCUGUUCGAGUGCCAAGCCCUGGCCGCCGAGAAGAGGGACUCGCUGUCCGCCCGCCUUCUUCGCCGCGCCACUCGGGUGCGGCAGCGCGGUGAGGAGACAGGGGGGUGCUUCUCCAGGUGCUGGCUGCCGCAGCCCCCGCAAACGGCCUGGAGGUCGGACGCGAUGGCAGUCAUGUGGGUGAACAAGCCUGCCGACGGGCUGCUAGGCGGUCGUCUCCACCUUGACGGCUCGGCGCUGGACCCUGAGUUCGAGCGCAUCCGCAGGGCUGGCUGGAGCAUCGUGCAGUGCGACGAGCACGGCAACAUGCAGGCGGCGGUGUGCGGCACGGUCCGCCUCGACCUGUGUCCCUUCCAGACGGCGAAGGACGGCGAGGACUUCGCGGUCUGGAUGCUGAGCCGCUACCUCGGGCCGUCGAUCAUCGAGCUCAACAUCGACUGUGCGUCCACGGUCAGCUGCUUGAAGCUUGGCAGGAAGUACGCGACGGCGGCCAACAAGCCUAAUGCGCACCUGUGGUCGGCCGUCUACGCCUCCCUCGAUGUGGACUCGCUCAAGGUGAACAAGGUGGCGGCCCACUGCACCGAGAUCGACGUUCGCGAGGGCAGGAUCUCGGAGGUGCAUUGGCGUGGAAACUCCCACGCCGACAGGCUGGCGAAGGCGGGGGCGGCCCUCCACAGGGUCAGCGCGGCUGCCAGGCGCGAGUUCUUCGGCGCGAUGGAGGUCGUGAGAGAACUCUCCAGGUGGGUCGCGCAGGCCUCGAUCGUCUGGCAGGGCAGGGCCCCCAAGGACUGCGAGGGCCUCCCUGAGGGCGGCGAGCGAAGGACUGCUGUCACCUUCGCGGUCCCGCUUGAGGAGCGCGCCGACGGCCUGCUGGCGGUCCCCGCGAGCGGUUCGCGCGCCGCGCCCGCCGCCGUGGAGCCCCGCGGGGAGCAGGCAGGCAGCCGCCCCGCCGAUGAUGGCGCCCGGGCAUCGGCGGCGCGCGACGGCGGAGUGGGCGCCCUGGUCUUCGCCUUCGCUGGGCACGCCCUCGCGCACGCCAGGCUUGGCGGGCGCUCUGGCACGCAGCCCAAGCUGAAGGAGCGGCGUCCUGGAGCGACGGGCCUCCCCAAGUCGCUGCGGGACCAGAAGUCGCGGUGGGAGCGUGGCCUCCACCCUGGGGGCACGCCGCGCGUCCGCAACACGCGGACGAAGGGGGCGGAGGCCGCCCGCCUUCGCAAGGAGGCCGAGGUGCCGCAGGACGCCAGGGUGCGCUUCCUGAAGUGGCUCGGGGUCCAGCCUGAUGCCCCAGCAGGCGAAGAGCGCUCCGCCUCGGUGGCUGGCGCUGUUGGGGGCGGCGCUGGCGGUGCGGCCUCUUCCUCGACGGAGGCGCCUGCGGCGGCUGGAGAUGCCGCGGCGGGCGCGGGCUCGCGGCAGGCCUGGCUGGGGGCCCAUGGCCUCGAUGAGGAGAGCCUUCAGAGCUGGGCCGCUGCGGCCGAGGAGGCCCGAGCCGAGCGGCAGAGCAGGAAGCGGCGCAGAGAUGAUGGAGAUGGAGGCCCGCUGGCUGACGGCGACGGGUUCGUCCAGCAGCCCAGGGGGCGCUCGGCGCAGCGGGCGGCCCGCCGCGCGGCCGCUGCAAGCCAGCGCGCGGCCUCUGGCGCGAGCGCCGCGCCCGGCAGCGCGCCCAGCAGCAGGGCGCGCGGCAAGGGGUGCGGCAAGGGCGGCGGCAAGGCAGGGUCUGAGGGCCAGUCCCAGCUGGAGGGGCUUCGGCGGCAGCUCGCGGAGGCCAAGGACCACGUCGGCUUCCUCCUGCAGGCUGCAGCCCUCGCGGGGCGCUCUGAUGUGUUCAGGCGCGAGGCCGAGGAGGCGCUGCAGGCCGAGCGCGACCGCGUCCUGGCCCUGGAGUCUGCCUUGCAGAAGGCGCAGUUGGUCGAGCGGCCGCCCCACGCUGUGCUCCGCGGCGAGGCCAACGCCAUCCAGAAGGCUGAGCGCCAGCUGGUCAAGGCCCGUGCCACGCGUGAGCGCAAGGUGCAGGAGGCUGACACCCUCAAGGACUCGAUCGCGGACACGCAGGAGAAGCUGUCCUGCCUGGAGGUCGAGAUCGAGGAGGCCGUCGACGAGAUCGCGAAGCUGGAGGAGACCGCGGCGCAGGCCACGCAGCAGGCCCUUCUGCGGGCCAACGAGGUCUUCGGAUGCUCCCAGGGCGAGCUCAGCGCGGCGGUGCGGGGGCUCCUCAUGCAGGCCCACGGGCUGGCGGACAUCCUCAAGCAGUGCUCGGAGGGCGUCCCGCCCAGGCUGGUUGAGAUCGUCGGCUACCUCCGCACCCAGGGCGAAGCGGUCUCGGGUCUGCUGGAGUCGCGUGCCUCCCGCGCUGGCCAAUCGGGCGCCGCCCUCGGUGCCUGGCCGCAGCCCGACAGCGGCCUCCGCAAGUCCCUGGCAGAAGCGAGAGCAGCCAUGGUCGACGACGAUGCGCUGGCCGCAGUGGGCGGCACAGCGUCAGGAGCGCUCGGGGGCGCUGGCGCCCUCCUGUGCGACAGCGGCGCGUGCGGGCUGGGCAUCGGAGCCACGGUCCAGGCAGUCCUCGGGUCUGAGGUGCUGGACGCCGUGCAGGUGUGGAAGCCUCGGCAUGCUCAGGAGGCCGCCAUCGGCUACCAGCCAGCGCUGAGCGGAGGCGGCCCCCCUGCGCGCCCACGGGCGGGCCUCGAGGUGCUCGGCUGCAAUGGCAACGCCUGGGGCAGGAGCGUGGAGGUCCUCGAGGCGUUCUUCCAAGCCCACGGCUACUGGCCGCAGCUCGUCAUGCCCCAGGAGACACGGCUAACCGCGGAGCGCAUCUCUGGGGCGAGGAGCAUGGCCAGGGGCCUCGGGUACUCGGCCUUCUUCCACGAGGCUGCACCUACGGCGCAGCAAGGGCCCCUGGCCCACUCGGGUGCCGUGGCAACCCUGGUGCACAGCAGCCUGCAGGCAGAGGAGUCGCUCUUCCAGGUGCCUGCGGCGCUGCGCCACCGCCCCAUUGGCGUCGAGGUCGUGCCUGCGUCAAGGCUGCGCCUGUUGGCGGCGACUGGCUACUUCCACCACUCCCUGGGCCCCGGGGGCAUCAACCUGGACAUCUUCACGGCGUUCGCCGACUUGGUGGCCUCCUCGUCGGACAUGCCGCGGGUCUUCCAGGCUGACUUCAACAUGGAGCCAGACGGGCUGCAGGAGCUCGGCUGGCCCGCGGCGUUGCGAGGGCAGGUGCUUGGGCCGUCUGGGCCGACUUGCUGCUCCGAGGGCGCGGAGCACAUCUACGGCGUUCGAGGGGAUGCGCUGGUGGACGCCCCCUCGCGCCCCGCCCGCUUCCCCGAUGCGGCUGUUGGUGACCUUCGUGCCCGUGGGGGGGCCCCGCUUCAAGCCUUCCAGGUCGGCAAGAAGGGCGCGGUGACCCAGCUCGGCAUCUCGCGGCCAUGGGCCGCGGGCGAGCUCCCCUCCAACCUCUCCACCGCGCUCCGCGAGUGGAUUGGCGUGGCCGAGGGCACCCUGGCUGGCAUCCACGAGGUGUCGUUCGCUGACUUGGCUCACUUUCUUGGGCGCGGGGCUGGGCCCAGGACGGUUCGCAAGCCGUUCAGCGCCCUCGUCAAGCGGGAGGCCAGGUUGAAGUACAGCCUCCUCACCCACCACAUUCGGAGCUGUCUGGACGGGGCCCCCCAGCGGCUGCGAGCCGUGAAAACGGACCGCUGGCACCCCCGCCAUCCUGGAUGGCACGAGCGCGAGGCGGCCGCCAGGGCGCGGCUGCUGGCGAAGGCGGCCCAGGAGGCGGCCGCUGCUGGCAGCGAGGCGCUGCUCGGCGUCUCCGCUGCGCAGUGGGGCGACCUCGUUCAUCACGCGGGCGCCAGCGGAUGCCCGACUGCCCUCGCGAAGCUGCAGUCGUGGCUGGCCGCCUCGCAGAGGCGCGACGCGGCUGCGGGCGCCGCGGCUUGGCGCAAGUGGGCUCAGACGGCAGUGGAGAAGGGCGGCCGCCUGGCCCACCGCUUCUCCAAGCCUCUCGUCGGCAUGGCCGCGAUAGGCCAGCUCACCGAGACGCGGCAGCGGCUCUGGCUCCAGGAGGGCUUCGCCCGCGGCGAGGGCGCCAGCAGGUGGGGCGUCGGACGCUGGACGCUCCCGCCCAUCACGCUCGAAGAGGAGAUGCCUGCCUCCAUCAGCGGCCAGGUGGUGCUCGCGGUGUUCAUCCCCAAGGCCGAGCACAACUCCCCCUUCUUCCGGUGGCGCGAGGGGCGCGACUGCGAACGCGCUGGCUGGAUCCACAACUACUUCGCGGGUUUCGCGAUGGCCACCCCGCAGUUUGAGGCGGCCAGCGUUUUCCUGGACAUCUCCAAAUUCUAUGAGCACGUCCGCCGCGACGUGCUCUGGGAGACGGCGCAGCGCUUCUCCUUCAACCUGAAGUUGCCCAGGGGCCUCCUGGCGAUCUACCAGGCACCGCGGCUGGUCUGGGCUGGAGGCAUCGCCUCCGCGGCCUUCAGCGCCAGGGGCACGGUGCUCGCUGGCUGCGCGCGCGCCACGGCCGUCGCGAAGCUUUCUGUGCUGGGGGCCCUCCUGGCGACAGGGGCGCAGCGGCCGCUGGUCACCCCUCGGAACGUGGUCGACGAAAUCUCGCUGCAGGCUGCGGGCUCGGCGCGGCUUGUUCUGGACCAGCUCGUGGGCUGCAGCUGCGAGGUGGCCCGCCAGCUGCGAGCCGGCCACCUCCCGCUCAACGAGAGCAAGACGGUCUUCCUCGCCUCGUCGCCGCAGCUCGCCAGGGGCCUGGCGGCGGCUUGGGAGGCACGCGGCCUCUCCUUCAAGCGGGGCCUGCAGGCGCGGAACCUGGGCGCGGAUGCGAACAUCACCCGCAGGGGCGUUCGCGAAGGGGCUGCUCGGGCGGCGGGCAGCCUCAGCCGUGCCAGGCGGCGGCGUGUCCUGCAGCAUGCGGGGGCGCCUGUGGUCGUGGUGCACCGCGCGGGCCCGACGGCUGCGACGCUGCGGGGUCGGACCGUCACGAGAGUUCCCGACGGGGAGCUGCGCUCCUGGCGCCUUGCGGCGGCUAGGUAUGCUGGGAAGGUGCCCAGAGGUGCUGCGCUCGGGCUAAGGCUCAGAGCGGCCGAGGUCUUGCGGUCCUCCGACCUCGACCCCAGCCCCGCCUUGGUGCGCCAUGCGGUCCAGAUGGCGGCCAGCCUCCUGCAGUCGGGGGAGGUCCCCCUGCGGGCGUUAGCGGCUUGCCUGGCCGAGGCAGACAGGAGGCACGCCAGCGCCUCGGCGCCGUGGGCGCACUGCCGCACAACGGCGGGCGCGCUGGCCCUCUCCCUGGCCAGGAUUGACUGGAGGGUCGCCGGCGGCAACUACCUCGUCGCUGAGGACGGCAACUCCAUGGACCUCCUCCUCGUGGGCCCUCGUGAGCUGAGGGGCCGCAGCGAGGCGGCGGGCGAGAACUUUGCUCGAGGCUGGCUGCCUGGCCCUCCCAGAGCUGCUCCGCGCACCGACGCCAUGGCGGCGACGUGGGCCAACAGGCCUGAGGGCGGGUUGCUGCGGGGCCGCCUCUUCCUGGAUGGGUCGGCGAUGGACCCCGAGCACGAGAGCCUCCGCCGCGCGGGCUGGAGCAUCGUGCAGUGCGACGCGGACGGCGACCUGGAGUCCGAGGUCUACGGCACCGUCUGCCUGGACCUCUGCCCCCUCCAGACGGCCAAGGACGGCGAGGACUUCGCGGUCUGGAUGCUGAGCCGCUUCGCUGGGCUCAACGUGGAGGAGCUCUGCAUCGACUGCGCCUCCACCGUGAGCUGCCUCAAGCUCGGCCGCAAGUACGCGACGGCGAUGGGCAAGCCGAACGCGCACCUCUGGUCGGCCAUCCACGCGUCGCUCGACGUCGACACGCUCAAGGUGGCGAAGGUGGCGGCCCACUGCAGGGCCGAGGACGUUCGAGAAGGCAGGAUCUCGGAGGCGGUCAGGCGGGGCAACUCCCACGCAGAUCACUGGGCCAAGGGGCUCUUCGGCGCGAUGCUGGUGGUGCUGGAGCUCACACGCUGGAUCGCGCAGGCCUCCCUCAUCUGGCAGGGCAUCGAGGCCAAGGACUGCCAAGGUCCCCCCGAGGCGAGCGAGAGGCGGAGCGUCUCUUUCGCGGAGCCCGCGGUGGAGCAGCAAGGGUGCGGAGCUGAUGACGACGAGCAGGAGCUGGUGGCCUGCGCCAACUGCAGCGCCUACGCGAGGCUGGGCGACAGGGCGGGUGCAAGGCCCAAGCUCAAGGACCGCUGUCCUGGCUCGGCUGGCCUGCCCAAGGCCUUGCGGAACCAGCGGUCCCUGCGGGAACGGGGCCCCCAUCCCGCCGGCAAGGCCCACAGCGGCAACAAGCGGGACAAGGACGCCGAGGCCCCCCGCCUCCGCAAGGAGGCGACCGUCCCCACCGACGCCAAGAUCCGUUUCGUCGACUGGUUCGGCGUCCGCCCCCCCGACCGCGACGGCGGCGAGCCCGUGGUGCCUGGAGGCACCGCUGGCAGCCCUGGCGCCGCCGCCGCCGCCCCCGCGGCUAGUGUGGCGCCCGCCGCAGGCGCGAGCGGGCACGCGGCCAGCUCGAGGCAGGCCUGGCUCGAUGCGCAUGGCCUCGACGAGGCGGCGCUGCGGAGCUGGGCCGACGUGGCUGAGGCCUGGCUCGACGCGCACGGCCAGCACGAGGCGGCGCUGCGGAGCUCGGCCGAUCGCGCCCAUUUGUUCCAUGGCUGGUCUGACGGGGCCUGCCCGGUCCGCCCUGCAGACCACAGGGUCAAUUUCGGGCACGAGCGGGCCAUGCGGCCCCGCGGUGAGGACUUUCAGGAGUGCGACUGA
This is a messenger RNA of Prorocentrum cordatum, 11022 nucleotides long. The record is from the annotation of a GenBank genome assembly. Lineage: Eukaryota; Dinophyceae; Prorocentrales; Prorocentraceae.